Messenger RNA from Ostrinia furnacalis (Asian corn borer), 1202 nucleotides. Its product is annotated as spectrin beta chain-like. The coding region runs from base 935 to 1195 and encodes 86 amino acids. Lineage: Eukaryota; Metazoa; Arthropoda; Insecta; Lepidoptera; Crambidae. The transcript has 2 exons. The record is from RefSeq and is a predicted model, not a curated record.
AUUUGUCAGGCUCUUACUUAGCUCAUUAUUAUGCUAAAUAUAACGUUUUGUUUUCGUAAACACGUCAGUACCUACUCUUAUUACUUGGAAAUACUUCUACAUGAUCCGAAAGAGCAGCGUUGAGAUGAUGAGAACAAAAAAUAAACUAAGAAAUGAAAAUUACAGUCAACUAACCGAUAAAAAGUAAUUCACAGUGACAAAAAACUGGGUUCAAAUCUCAAAAGCACCGCAGGCUGUAUAUCCAGACAAUAAAAGGUCGUAUCGCGGCAUAGAAACAAAAUUAACUUUUUUCGCCCAAGGUCAUUGGCCAAAUCACCGAAAUCCUCGCUCUCGUGACCGCUCGCCGCCUUUACUCCCUCCAAAAGAACUGGACACAUGACUCAUUAUUUACUGAGGCAACUCAGACCUCGGCAACAUGUAAAUCAUCGUUCCCCUUUGUCUCCACAGGUCGUGUUUCCAACGUUUCGUUAUUUACACAGAUGACAACGAAACCUUACGUGAAAACCCAGACAAUCCAACGAGUGAAACGAAUCGAAUUUAAAAACUAAAAACUAAAGUAACCCAAGCAUUCCAAAUUCAAACUAACAAAGUUGCCAUAUUAACUUAACAAGCUUUUUAAAAUACUCGAUAAGGCGCCAGACAUUUAAGUGAGUAAUCGAUAAAUUAAGUGCAUAAAAAAUCGUGUCAAGAUCAAUAAGUGUGUGUCAAGGGGUACACGGCUUUCCUUUUGUGGACCAAGACUGGAUGAUCGUGAUAAAUUGUGGUGAAUCGUUUAAAAGUGACCGUCGCCGGACGUCGUGGAAGGAUUUUGGCGGAUCCUUUCGUGAUUGUUUUGCGUGAAUCGGAACGUACUCUUAGUGUCAAGGAAUUUGCGUUACCCCUUGAUUUAAAGCAGUGUUCGAAUCAAAUUAUGUUAAGUGUAUGUGCGUGAAAGAUGUCGACGCAAGCGUAUUACAAGGAGCGCCUGGGGUUUGAUCCCCAAGAGGCGAUCCAGGACGGAGUCAACGGGGGAUACUACGAUGGGCCCCACCAGCCUAAAAGACACCGAGGGGAGCACGGAGGCCCCGAAACACACGACCACGUGUACGAGGAGAAUUUGACCAAAUUCAAAGACGAACGUGAUGCAAUACAGAAGAAGACGUUCACCAAGUGGGUCAACAAACACUUGAAAAAGGUAAUUAAUGUGUUUAAUUAAUAAAUUU